AAUAUAAAUAUAUUUUAACUCUUAUUUCGAAAAUAAAAAUAUGAAACUUUUAUUUUGAUAUAUACUUUCAAUGUUUUACUCCACUUUAAUGUUUUUUCAUAUUUUUAAUUUCCUGAAGUGCCGUCCCUAUGGCAAAGAAGCCCAACUUCAGCCUUCAUCAUCAUUCAGCUGUGUUAACAGCAACGUGUUUUGCGUUUUCCGGCGAAGGUGGCGACUCUAGUUACUCGCCCUCGGGUUUUCCGGCGAGUUGCCUUUCCCGCUUCCCGACGUUUGUCUUCCUUUUUGUUUCUGUAUGUGCAUCAAAGUGUGAUUAUCAUUUACGCUUAUUAAUUAUCGACGAUUCACGCCGGGGCAAGCAAUUAGGUGCUUGUAUAUCUCGGUAUUGACAUAUCGUCGCAGAUCAACGGUCGAUUAGGAUCCCAGUUUGUCAUAUCUCAUCUUCGUUGGGUGCAUUUCAAUUGCUUCAUCGACACGGCCAUGAUAAGCACAUUCUCUCUUUCUUUUUCGAAAUUCGAUUUUGUCGAUGAGUUUUCGCCGGUGAAGAAACUCAGAUUAAAACACCAUCUUUCGGGACUGAAUGGCCGUGCUGAGAAUCUCUAACUCCGAGGCUCUAACCAUCGGAAUGUUUAUUUCAUUGAUUUUACUGCAUCGUGCUUAUGGACGGUCAAGUGCCGCUCAGAUGUAUUCACGGCGGCACUUAACAUUAUUAACAUAAGCUACAUCAAUCAUUUUGCCUCCUUGUCUUUCUAGUCUUCCUUGUGAAUUCUCAACGAGGAAGACUAUCCGCGUUGUGGCAAAUAUCUUACACACUGA
This is a messenger RNA of Cuscuta campestris, 813 nucleotides long. Lineage: Eukaryota; Viridiplantae; Streptophyta; Magnoliopsida; Solanales; Convolvulaceae. The record is from the annotation of a GenBank genome assembly.